AUGAGAACUACAGAGAACGUGGAUAAGACUAGUGCCACACUAAAUUCUAACAGGACCCCCCCGGGAAGAUACAUUUAUUUGGAAGCACUCCUGCAGGGAGGAGCACCCUGGGGGUUUACUUUGAAAGGUGGUCUGGAGCACGGUGAACCAUUAAUCAUUUCUAAGGAUGUUUGCGAGUAUAUUGAGCCCCAUCAGGAUUAUCUUCUCUUUGAAGAUCAGCUCACCAAAAACUUUAUUUUGUUUGCAACUUUGCUUCUUCUUCACCACAAAGAUAUUCACAGUUCUCAGAGAUUAGAAUAUGUGGCAAAGCAGGGAAAUCUGCCUUUUGUCAUCAGAGUGGCAUAUGAGUCCACCCUGGGGCAAAUUGAAGUAGGAGGCAAAGCCGACUUGGUGAGUUCCAAACUGCGGGCUGGAGACGAGGUCAUACACAUCAAUGAGGUGGCUCUGAGCAGCUCCAGACGGGAGGCUGUUUCCCUGGUGAAAGGCUCUUACAAGACUCUUCGGCUCGUGGUACGAAGCCAGCAGGAAAUCUUGCUGCCAAAUCUCUUCUCCAAUCUCAGUUCUUUAAUACCAAACCCCGUUCAGAUUGAUGCAUUCUUCUAUAGAUAUGCUAAUGUACCAAUAAGGUUACUGAAGAGUCCAUAUACCCUUCCGGUCUGGGCAGGGUCCGAGGUGGUUUGCUCAGGCAGUAUCAGGCCUUCCCCCUUGGAAGUGAGUGUGGCACAGAGGGCCAGCAGACCCAGCGUGCCAGCGGCCACGGUAGAAACCGGUUCUCAGGUCCUGGCCGCGUGCACUUCCCCUUCCAUCUGGGGGCCUGCUGCUGUCAGGCAGGCCAGCCGGCGAUUGGCUGGGAGGAGGGCAGUAAUCCGAACUGCCUUUACUUCCAUAAGAGAUGCAUGUGCAGCUUCUGACUCUACAGACCCUGGCGUCGGUGACUCUGGCCCUGAGUACCCCACCUCUGACCCCCAGCACAGGAAGGCAGCAUGGUCAGGAGGAGUUAAGCUUCGGCUGAAGCAUAGGCACAGCGAACCCACAGGUCGGCCUUACUCUUGGCAUUCAACGAAAUUUGGGAAGAACCAACCUGAUGCCAGCAUGAUGCAAAUAUCACAGGGUACGAUUGGUGCUCCUUGGCCCCAAGGUUAUCAUUCCAGCUCCUCCACCAGUGACCUCUCCAGCUAUGACCAUGCUUAUCUGAGGCACAGUCCUGACCAGUGCAGCUCACAGGGGAGUAUGGAGAGCCUGGAGCCCAGUGGAGGAUACCCAGCCUGUCAUCUGCUUUCUCCAGCCAAGUCCACCAGCAGCAUUGACCAGCUCGGCCACAUCCACAACAAGAGGGACUCGGCUUACAGCUCAUUCUCCACCAGCUCUAGCAUCCUAGAGUACCCACCCCCUGGCGUCUCUGGCCGGGAACGGUCAGCCUCCAUGGACACCAUUUCUGCUCGAGGAGGUCUGCUAGAAGGGAUGAGGCAGGCAGACAUUCGCUAUGUCAAGACAGUGUACGAUCCCCGGAGAGGUAUCUCUGCAGAGUACGAGGUGAAUUCUUCAGCCCUGCAAGGUAGGGAGAUCCGGGCAGCAGCAGAUGGUCAGAGUUAUGACAAAUGUUCCAAUAGUGCAUCUCGGAGCAAAGGUGCAUCGCCUCCAUCCUGGAGCCAUCAGCAGAAUCCUUGUUCCUUGGAACUGGCCACGGACAACUUGCCUCCUAAAGUGGGUGCUCCCCUACCCCCAGCUCGGAGUGACAGUUUUGCAGCCCUUCGGCACAGGGAACGUCCCAACUCUUGGUCUAGUCUUGAGAAUAAACGCUUCUGCCGGCCUCAGGCCAACUCUUCAGGCUUGAAAUCAUCCUUCAUGGAAGAGCAGUUGCACACAGUUGUGGAAAAAAGUCCGGAGAACAGCCCUCCAGUGAAGCCCAAGCAUAAUUACAACCAGAAGGCCCAACCAGGCCAGCCUCUACUGCCAACUGGCAUCUACUCGGUCCCUUCUCCAGAGCCACAUUUCGCCCAGGUGCCCCAGCCUUCCGCGACUGCUAAUGGCACCCUCUAUCCGGCACUGGCCAAGGAGAGUGGAUAUGUAGCCCCUCCAAGAGACAAGGCGGCUCUUCUGGAUGAGAAUGGAAACCAAAAUGAAUCCAGUCGGCCUGGCUUUGCCUUUUACCAGCCCCCGGAACCUGAUCCUUUGGCCCCAGGAGAGAGAAAACCUGAACCAUCAUCAGUCAAAUAUAUUCCCUACAAAGUCCAUUUCCCUUCAGUGCCAGAAAACGAGGAGGAUGCCUCUCGGAAGAGACAUGUUGUGCCUCCCCAAGGCCACAGCCCGCAUGCGGGGGAGAGGAAGGGCAUGCAAGGCCACAAUCCUUACUCCAACUACCGCACCCUCAAAUCCCCUCCCGCCGUGGCCUGGCAGGUGGGGGAAGACAAGAAGUCACCCAGAACCGAAGAUCAGUGGGAGGGGACUUUCCCUGAGGACCACAAUGCCAACCUCCAGCAGAGGCCAGAGAGAGAAGGCCUCCACCAGGGCCUGCCUGUCAACUUGGGCAGGAACAGGUCUACAUUCUCUUCUCUCCAGAACAUUCCCGAAAGCCUAAGAAGACAGAGCUUUCCAGAGGUGGGAGAAAGAGCCCCAGAGGGCUACCGUGAUGGCCGGCUCCCCAGUGCAGAGUUCACCAAGGCAGAGGAAUCUGCGAGGCAGGGCGGCUCCGAUCACAGGAGCCAUCUGGACAGGCCGGUUUCCUAUCCAAGGCCUGAGGGGAGAGCCGCUGGAGCCUUGGCUUCAUUCCCAAGCUCAGACCCGAGGUAUGAGGAGCCACCACCACCACCACCUCAGACAUCCUCCAGUCUGAGCAGGAGGCGCCUCAGCCCGGGUGGCUCUGCGGCCCUGCAGGGCUUUCAGUACGGGAAGCCCCAUUGCUCGGUGCUGGAGAAGGUGAGCAAGUUCGAGCAGAGGGAGCAAGGCAGCCAGAGACCCCUGAGCGUGGGCAGCAGCACAGGCCACGGGCAUCAUCACUUCAGACCCUCCAGGACACUCAGUGCCUCAGGAGGUGACUUCGAGGAGGCCUCAGCCCACAACAACAUCCAGGCCUCUGAGUCCACCAAAGCCUCCCAGGGCCUUGAGGAGGCGGUUUUCCAAAACGGAGACUCUUGCAAGCAAUCCGAAGUUUCUUGGCAGCCUUGUGGCCAACAGCCUAGGCGGGGUGGUGUCGACCUAGACACCCCUAGCCACAGUGGGGAGCAGCCUGGGAGGCGUGAGGCCCGGUUGCUGCGCAGCCAGAGCACCUUCCAGCUCUUAGGGGACCACGGCGAGGAGGCUGAGUGGCCAGAGGGCAUCGGGCCCCCAACAGCGCUGCUCGAAGCCCCCUUGAGCCGGGCCUACCGCAACAGCAUCAAGGACGCGCAGAGCCGCGUGCUGGGCGCCACCUCCUUCCGACGGCGGGACCUGGAAUUGGGGGCGUCCGUGCCUGGCACCGCACAGGCACAACGGGCCUGGCGCCCGCGCCCCGCGUCCGCCCACGUUGGGCUCCUGCCAGCCUCGACGCCCUCUCCGUCUCCGCACACGCCCCGCGAGCGCCACAGCGUCACCCCGGUUGACAGCUACUGCGCCGGUGACAGCUACGGUGCCGGUGACAGCUACGGUGCCGGUGACCCUGGCCGGCAGGCGGCCCGCAAGGGGCCCCGUCGGCGCUUGACAGCCGAGCAGAAGAAGCGCUCCUAUUCGGAGCCUGAGAAGAUGAACGAAGUGGGCAUCUCCGAGGAGGCCACCCCGGCCACCCCGAGGCAGGGCUGGCGCGGCCCCGAUUGCUCCUCCGUGGCCGAUCGGCGCCGCCUGUUCGAGCGCGGAGAUUCUGCCUCUGUCCCCGCCGCCGCCGCCACCACCGCCAAGGCCGGCUCGACGCUCAGCCUGUCCGGGCCCGAGCUGAAGCAGUUCCAGCAGAGCGCGCUGGCCGACUACAUCCAGCGCAAGACGGGCCGCCGCCCCUCCGCCGCUCCCCCCGACGGCCCCGGCCUGGCCCCGGCCUCCAGCCUCUGCUCGCUGCUGCGGGAGCCCGGCUCGCAGGCCCGCCGCGAGGCCUCGGCCGCCCCCCGGGAUCGCAGCAGCUCUUUCGCCGGAGGACGCCUCAUCAAGGACUGGCGCCGCGUGGCCCCGGCCCCCCGGGAGCUGCCCCCCGGUGCCCUGGCCCCCGGUGGGCCCCGGCUGGAGCGCAAGCCCGCCCAAGUCUCCGCCCGGGCCGCCGCGGCGCGCAGGGCCGGCAAGUCCAUGUCGGCCGAGGACCUGCUGGAGCGCUCCGACGUGCUGGCCGUCCCGGUGCAUGUGCGCUCGCGCUCGUCGCCCAUCGCGGAGAAGAUGCGUCAGGAUGUGCUGCUUGGAGAAAGCAAUGGCUUUGGUUUUGUGAAGGAUCCAUGUCAUUUGGCUGACUCCAGCUCAAGGUCACUCAGCACCGUGGAAAGAGGCCAAGAAGAAAUACCAGUGUUCACACGUUGGAGUAGCUCAGGAGAUGAUCUCUCCAUGACCAGCGACCGCGUAGGACCCUUGGACCAUCAGCGACAUGCUGGGAGAGUGCCUGGCCCCAGGCCGCUCCCCGUGGGAAGGCAAGGGCAGUUCACCGAUCCCAAGGCUGUCCCUCUGCCACCGCCCUCCAUCUCCCCAAGCUGCUGCUUGCCGGCUGCUGCUGACCCACCUCCCAGGAGAGAGGGGCAGGGCGGGCAGCGCUCUCUGCCCCCCUAUAACCCUGCAAACAGCCACUGGAACAGUGGUUCUUGCCUUGCCCAGCCACCUAGCCCAGAGCAAGGGGUGCCAGGACACCACAGGAGAAUGUCCCUGCCCCAGCGGCCUCCACCCUCCCGAGUGAAGUGGGCCCCCACAGUCACAGUCACAGUCAGGGAGGACAGCCUACCUGAGGAGUCCUGGCCAUCCACAUGCGCAGUCCUCCAUCACAAUAGGGGGCAGCAGAGUCUCCCGAGUUCCAGCAGCACUUCCGACCCAGAUACACCCAUUGGGGUACUGAGCACUCCAGGGAGGAUCUCGCUGCACAUUUCUGAAUCGGUUCUGCAGGCCUCCCCUCCUCCUAGGGAGGACUAUGAUGAUGAGGUGUUUGUGGGGGACUUGGCCCCCAAUGCCACUUCCAGUCCCACCUUUGAGACUCUCCCCCCUCCCCCGCCUCCACCUCCACUUCCUCCACUGGACCAGGAAGCCCUGGACAGUAGCUUAGAGGACUUCCCGCCUCCUCCUCCCCAAGCUCUGUGCGAGGCACCACUAGACAGUGAUGACUACUUGGAACCACUGACUAGCUCCAGCACAUUUGUCAAGGUGACAGUUGCCAAGGAAAGGUCCAUACCUGGCACAGCCCACUUGGUUGGUGAUCAGAUUCUGCCUUCUAGAUCUCAGACUUCUGCAAAGGGUUCAGAAGCACCUGAGGCCUCCAGCCUGGAUUCUGUGCCCCAACUUGACAAGCCUCUUGGCCAGCAGCCAAGCCCUCGAUUGAUGCCUGCCACUCGGACCCAAAACCUCAAUCACCAGUCUGCAAAUGGGAUUCAGAAUUCCGGAAAGACUAUUAGCCCAAGUCCUCAGAAGAGUUGUGAAGAUAUCCGAACAGAGGUUCUGGCCAAGGAGAUUGUCCACCAAGACAAAUCUCUGGCAGACAUUUUAGAUCCAGACUCCAGGUUGAAGACCACCAUGGACCUGAUGGAAGGUUUGUUCCCCCGAGACAUUCAGUUGUUGAAAGAAAACGGCGUAAAGAGGAAAGCCACGCAGGGAACCUUGAGCUGCCGGGCAUAUGAAGGCAAGAGGAGUGAAGACAAGGAAGCAGUGGGUAUGUUGGUUGACUGUCCCACGUACUAUAGUGUGUCUGCACAGAAAGCUGAACUGCUCAACAUGAUCAGAGAUAUGCCCGAAGAGGUGAACGAGGAUGAGGAGCAGGCAGAUGUCAAUGAAAAGAAGGCUGAGCUCAUCGGCAGCCUCACCCACAAGCUCGAGUCCCUACAAGAAGCCAAGAGAAGUCUGCUGAUGGACAUCAAGCUCAACAACACACUGGGAGAAGAGGUAGAGGCACUGAUCAGCGAGCGCUGCAAGCCCAAUGAGUUCGACAAGUACAAGAUGUUCAUUGGGGACUUGGACAAGGUGGUCAACCUACUGCUGUCCCUCUCGGGCCGCUUGGCCCGUGUUGAGAACGUCCUCAGCAGCCUUGGGGAUGAUGCCAGUAAUGAAGAAAGGAACUCUCUCAAUGAAAAGAGGAAGGUCCUGGCAGGGCAGCAUGAGGAUGCUCGAGAGCUCAAGGAGAACCUGGACCGAAGGGAGCGGCUGGUGUGGGAUAUCCUGGCCAGUUACCUGUCUGAGGAGCAGCUCUUAGACUACCAGCACUUUGUGAAAAUGAAGUCCACUCUUCUUAUUGAACAGAGGAAGCUGGAUGACAAGAUCAAACUGGGCCAAGAGCAGAUCAAGUGCCUUCUGGAGAGUCUUCCCUCAAAUUUUACUCCUAAAAUAAACAUCCCUGCUCUGUCUCCCAACCACCAGGGCCAAACAACCCCCGAAAGUGGUGUUUUCCCAACAAUCACCUCUCCACUUUAAUCUUUCUCAACCCAACUCAAAGCCCACCCUCCUCUCCACACUUUAAUCUGAAAUAUGCCUCACUACAAACCACUGAGGGUUAAAAUCUGAGUUAUUGGAGGUUUCUUGGAUAAAAGGAAAAAAAUUAUGCCCAAAUAAAAAGCCUAUUUUUUGUUUGGGGGUUUGGGGUCUGGUUUUUUGGGUU
Suncus etruscus (white-toothed pygmy shrew) is the source of this 6736-nucleotide messenger RNA. It is a transcript of the gene SHROOM3, whose product is annotated as shroom family member 3. Gene Ontology annotation, molecular function: actin filament binding. NCBI's taxonomy places the organism in Eukaryota, Metazoa, Chordata, Mammalia, Eulipotyphla, Soricidae. Gene Ontology annotation, cellular component: apical plasma membrane; apical junction complex; cortical actin cytoskeleton. Gene Ontology annotation, biological process: actin filament organization. The transcript is spliced from 16 exons. Bases 1 to 6552 code for a protein of 2183 amino acids. The record is from RefSeq and is a predicted model, not a curated record.